This is a messenger RNA of Culex pipiens pallens (northern house mosquito), 2469 nucleotides long. Its product is annotated as integral membrane protein DGCR2/IDD-like. NCBI's taxonomy places the organism in Eukaryota, Metazoa, Arthropoda, Insecta, Diptera, Culicidae. The transcript has 7 exons. Gene Ontology annotation, cellular component: membrane. The record is from RefSeq and is a predicted model, not a curated record. The coding region runs from base 1484 to 1933 and encodes 149 amino acids.
CAGUUGCAGAAUUUUCACCGAACCGUUCGGAUGGAAUCCGGUCGCCAGGCCGUCGAAGCGCGCGUUUUGUGUUCGGGACUGUUCGGGACGUUUUCAGCUGCUGCUAGCAAGCACUAAAGCGUGACUUUGGGGUAGCCCCAGGGUGACACUGUAGCACGAUAUAGGGCAGACUCAGAGGAUUACAGAGGAUAAAGCUGCAGCUGCAGCAGCCGGAAGUGGUAGUACAGUGGUUGACAUCCCGAGAAGGAAGUCGGAGCGGAGGGAAGAAACGUGACACCGCCGCUGUGUUGGUCGUGACCGUCGACGAUGAAAAUUUAAUCAAAAGUGCUAUAAAUAUCGCCGAAACGGUCGGAGAGUCGGCGGUGUGUGCUUUUGUGUAUUUUCGCCAACGGAGAGGACCACUCACGCGCGGCUCAUGAAUAGCGGAUAUUGUUUACUUGGCGCAACGGCGGUGUCGUCCAAGUCGAGCAACGUGUUUUGAUUUAUCGCCGCGUCGGACGCCGAAUCUUCUGGAGUCGCCAGCUGGUCGCGCGACCUCGUAACUUUUUGGCACCAGGUUCCGGGCACAAUCCGGUUUGUCCGCCGUACUGCAGAUAAAAGUUGGCCACUUUGGAGGGGGGUGACUAUGCGCCAUCAUCUGCCAAGUUCCGAAGAGUGAGUGGUGUGUGUUUGGUGAGUUCUGCUCAGUGUAUGUAGUGCAACAGCAACAACAGCACCAAGACCGGGGAAUCCCCGAAAAGUAGAAGUUGUUCGUUGGUCCAAGUUUAAAGGCACAGCCGAAAAAAAUCAAUACCGUCUGUCCGUGUGAGUGAGCGAACGAAGGCCGAGAGGUGGUAUCAUCAACAGAAGCCCGCCAGGUCCGGAUACCGUGUGGAGUCUGAGCGGGCCUGGAACAACAGCAGAGCAGCGCGUUAAUUCAGUUGGAAAAGCCGAUUGGAUACCGCGGAGAGCGGAGACGACGCGAAGGCGGUUACGUCGCUGCAAGCAGUCUCGAAGCAAACAAAGACGAUCUCAACCAGAAACCGCACCAUCAAUGCCACCAGAGUGAUGCUCUGAAAUUCCGAUUUCUGGACGCACCGGUCUGGAAUGUGCUACGGUGCGGCUACGGUGGCAGCGACGUGUCGGUUCCCGGAACUAGGACUCAGCCUGAAGUGAUUCCUGGAUCAGGACGACGACGACGAUGACGCUGAAGAAGAUGUGCUCGAGCAGUGAAUUUCCGUCUGCGGUGUACAUAGGAAUAAGCCCCGCAUAGUUAGAUAGGCCGUUUUGUGUUGUAAUAUCAAAGUUUGCGCAGCAGCUGAAGUGAGUGAAACAAGAGUCAACUCUUCAACUUGAGCGCGCCUGGCAGCGGGAGUCAUUAGAAAGUUUGUGUUGGCGUUGGCGUACGUACGGGAUCCCUAAAGUUAGUAGGCGUGCAAAGAGCACCGCCAUCGUCCACUUCCAGUCGCUGUGAGGCUGACGUGGUCGUCACCUUCGGAACAAGAUGGCCAACAAAUGUUACCUGGCGGCGGUGGUGCUGGUGCCACUGCUGGGACUGUUCACCGGUUACGUGGCUGGCCUCGAGGAGGACUGUGUGGACUUCCAGGGCAACUCGGUGGCCCACGGGCUGCUGUACGUGCCCGGGCCGGGCGUGUGCAGCCUGUGCGUGUGUUACCACUCGGAGCCGCUCUGGUGCAAAGCAAUCUACUGUGAUCCACCCUAUUUUUGUAAAAAGUUUCGCGUAGGAGAACGAUGCUGUGAAUUCGAGUGCUUAGACCCGCCCGGGGAGGACGAGAUGUAUCAGGCUCGCCUCCGGAAGCGCGCGGAAAUCCUAGCUGGCAACAGUGCCAACCAUCCGCUGAAGACGUCCGCCAGCAGGGUGCUGGGCGCCACGGCCACGGCCCUGGCCAUCACGCUGUCCACUAGCUUAAGGCACCGCCUGCCCUCCUCCUAGCUCUCUCCCAAGUCGUGACAGACAACUGCUAUACGAAUGAAGGACCUUUUUUCUCUUGGAUAAUCGUAAUUUAUGAUUCACAAAAAAAAAGAAAAAGAAAGGAACAAAAGACACCCACGCUACAAAAAAUAGAGAAAUUUUUACCUAAUUAAUCCAUCACUAACACAUAAAAAACACAACCAAAGAGUAAAUCAAUUAGAGAGAAUUGGAUGCGAAGUGAAGCGAGAUCUUUCAUUAUUCAAAAACGUUAAUGAAGCAAAUUUAAACAAACUACUAAACACUUCGCACUAACAAAUGAAAAGAGAUACAGCAAAACGUUCGAAAAAGAAGGUUGGAUAAAAAGCAAUGGAAAACGUGCAGAAAAAAAACAAACUUUGUGAGGGGAAGGAAUCAAAAGAAAGCAAACAAAGUAAUAGUAAUUAUAAAAUAAUUAAAAACAAAACUAUGAAAAGCUUUAUUUUUUUGUAUCAAAUCAAAACGAAACAAAGAGAAAAAUAUACCGAUAUGGAUAGUUUGAUAUCAAUCCAUCGCUAAAA